This is a messenger RNA of Salvia splendens (bonfire salvia), 1347 nucleotides long. Its product is annotated as geraniol dehydrogenase 1. The coding region runs from base 70 to 1152 and encodes 360 amino acids. The transcript has 5 exons. Gene Ontology annotation, molecular function: zinc ion binding; oxidoreductase activity, acting on the CH-OH group of donors, NAD or NADP as acceptor. The record is from RefSeq and is a predicted model, not a curated record. Lineage: Eukaryota; Viridiplantae; Streptophyta; Magnoliopsida; Lamiales; Lamiaceae.
ACAUAUAUCUCAACUCCUCCUUUACAUUUUCUUAACUUGUUACAAACCAAUCAUAGCAAAAAGUGAAAAAUGGCGAAAACCCCGGAAACAGAGCACCCAGUGAAGGCCUUCGGAUACGCUGCCACUGACAGUUCUGGAAGCUUCUCUCCCUUCAAGUUUUCCAGGAGGGCUACUGGUGAGAGAGAUGUGCAGCUCAAGGUUUUGUACUGUGGUGUUUGCCACUCAGAUCUGCACAUGACCAGGAAUGAGUGGGGCGUUACUCAAUACCCCGUUGUUCCCGGGCAUGAGAUUGUGGGAGUUGUGACUGAAGUUGGUAGCAAGGUUGAGAAGGUGAAGAUUGGUGACAAAGUUGGUGUCGGGGUCUUGGUUGGCUCGUGUCGCCAAUGCGAACAGUGCACCAACGAUCUCGAAAACUACUGCCCCAAGCAGAUACAAACUUAUGGUUUCCCUUAUCUGGAUGGCACCAUUAACCGCGGAGGCUACUCCAACAACAUGGUCGCGGACGAGCACUUCAUCAUCCGUUGGCCUGACAACUUCCCCCUAGAUGCCGGUGCCCCUCUCCUGUGUGCCGGCAUCACAACAUACAGUCCACUCAGGUACUUUGGACUAGACAAGCCCGGGCUAAGAAUUGGUGUCAAUGGCCUCGGUGGGCUAGGGCACGUUGCUGUCAAAUUCGCUAAGGCUUUUGGGACGAAGGUUACAGUCAUCAGCACGUCGCUUAGCAAGAAGAAGGAAGCUAUUGAACGCCUUGGCGUGGAUGAGUUUUUGGUUAGUCGUGACCCGGAGCAGAUGCAGGCUGCUGUAGGCACACUAGAUGGCAUCAUCGACACAGUCUCCGCGUCCCAUCCAGUUGUGCCGUUGCUGAGCCUGCUGAAGCCAAACGGGAAGCUCAUCAUUGUUGGUGCACCAGAGGUUCCCCUGCAGCUGCCUGUUUUCUCCUUGAUCCAAGGUAGGAAGACCGUGGCUGGGAGCGGGAUAGGAGGGAUGAAGGAGACGCAGGAAAUGAUUGAUUUCGCGGCCAAGAACAAAAUAGUAGCGGAUGUGGAGGUAAUACCGAUAGACUACAUAAACACGGCUAUGGAUCGGCUGUUGAAAUCCGAUGUGAAGUACAGGUUCGUGAUCGAUGUUGGGAACUCGUUGAAACCCGAGUAAGAAGUAGCCUGGAAAAUGGCUUGAUCUUGUUCCAUCUUUUAGUAUGAAUAAUGAUGUAGGCUGGCAUUUUAGGCCAUGUUACUGAUGGUGAAUUUGAGGUUGUGAUCAAUCUAUUACAUUUUGAACUCCUAUGUUAUAAGCUAUGUUGUAUUUGGUAUGCAGCUUUGAGUUUAGAACAUUUUAUCAUUUUGGGCA